Gymnodraco acuticeps is the source of this 2014-nucleotide messenger RNA. RefSeq names its product polymerase (DNA directed), gamma 2, accessory subunit (gene polg2). Gene Ontology annotation, cellular component: cytoplasm; mitochondrion. Gene Ontology annotation, biological process: mitochondrial DNA replication. The record is from RefSeq and is a predicted model, not a curated record. Lineage: Eukaryota; Metazoa; Chordata; Actinopteri; Perciformes; Bathydraconidae. The coding region runs from base 456 to 1811 and encodes 451 amino acids. The transcript is spliced from 8 exons.
GGAUGUAAUAUGUCACUUCCGGCCCGGGUCAUCGAUCACAUGUACCUCCUGUGAAUUUCAAAAAUGUAUCAUGCGGCUAUCUUUGUGUAUUUACUGUGACAACAGUAAUUAGAAACUGUCCGGUGAGUGCAUGUUAUUGUAAAUGCACCGACAUGCUCUGAUAGUUUGAUGUGUGCAACGUUAGCAUGCAUGCCGUUAGCUUAGCUAAAGUAACGCUGACCGGACGGAGGAUCUCAUUGAUCAUAUUGGGUUCAACAAAAACAAAUAACUUUUUAUGUUUUAAGAACGGUUACUUGCUAGAUUUAGGUCUAGCGAUUAUAGAAAAUAAAUAUUUAUAUAACAUUGGCAUUUAAGUUUUAUUUCGACUGUCUGUGGUCUUUCAGGAGGGGUUUACUCAUGAGAAGUCAUCACUGCAAUAGACACUCUUUGGAUUAACCCCUCUCAACCUUCUCAUCAUGUUAUAUUGCUGUGUCAGAAACGUUUGCAAAUUGAAACCCUCACCGUGCAGAGUAACCUUGGCUCUGCAACACACCAGGAGACUCUGCAGUUCACCCCCUGGGGAGGCUGUGGAUCAAGUGAGGACUUUGCUGGAGCUCUGUGUGGACAGGCACUAUGUUUCACCGGGUCAGCCUAACACGGAGCUCCUUCAGCGGGGGAUGAGCUGCUGUUAUGGGCCUCUGGGCAUGGAGCUGAGGAGAAACCUGCUGCAGCAGUGGUGGCUCUCUGUGACCGGAUCCACACAGCAGGUGUUUGGGAUAAACACUCUGAGCAGCAGUAAGGGUACAGCAACAGAUGGAUUGAGGAUUGUUGAGAGUGAACAGUUAAAACACAUACUUGGACAGAAAGAACUGAGCAACCAGCAGCUCCUGCAGAAGAUACAAACACUCAUCCAGAGGUCCCCUUCACUGAGGACAGGCUUUCUUCAAGGUGCCUUGGAGCAAUUUGUCCCCUCGUUGGAGCUGGUGAACAGGAAGCUGCCCUUCGGCCUGGCUGAGACUGGGCUGUGCUUUCAGCCCUCAGAUGGCUCUGGUUGCCCAGCUGAGGUGACCCAGGCGUCUCUGGUUUGGUUCUGCCCUCCUCGAACCUCUUCUCAGUGGCUGGAUCACUGGAACCGACAGAGACUCAAGUGGUGGAGGAAAUUUUCCCUGUCUCCAUCAGACUUCAGCAGUAGUGAUGUCCCAGAGGAGGAACUGGAGGAGGCGGCGUCUCGUGGUGUGAGGAUCCUCUACAGGUUCCCGUGGGGACAGGAGCCUGUGGAGACGCUGUGGAGCAGAGGAAGCACCGAGCUGCUGCACACACACAACGGAGUCCGCGCCAAACUGCAGUGCCGAGAUGGUCGGAAAUCAGUCCCUCACGUCAUCUCAGUAACUGGGAACAUGGACCGCGGUGUAAUGGCCUUUCUAUCCAACUCACUCCAGCAGCUGAAGAAAGAAGACAGCAAGAAGAAGAUGCUGCAGCGAAAGGUUCUCAAGUUGCACCCAGUGUUGGCUCCAAUUAAAGUGGCUUUAGACAUUGGCAGGGGGGCCACUGUCGAGCUGCGACAGGUUUGUGAUGGGCUGCUGCAGGAGUUUAUAGAGGCUAAUAUUUCUACGUGGCCUGGGUAUCUUCAAACAAUGCCAACAUCAAUGGAGCAGCUGAACACAAAGUAUGAUGAGAUGGGAGUGCUUUUCACGGUGGUGAUCAAUGAGAACACGCUGGAGAGUGGCCUUGUUCUGGUCCGCAGCAGAGACACCACCAUCAAAGAGACCAAGCACAUCUCUGAAAUCAAGAGCUUUCUCUCCACAUACAUUUCUGCUGCAGACAACCUCUGAAUAGACUUUUUGUUAUGGCAACAGGAAGGAAAGUCUGAACAUUGUGCUGCUUUAGUUUUGAAUCUCCUGCAGUUCAAUUCAGGCUUUGUUGGAAGUUCCAUGUGACUCGUAUAGGAAUUGUUGGAGAUUUGGAAUAAAUGUUAAGUCAGUUUAUUUCUGUCUCAUUUUAAGCAUUAAAGGAUUCAGAAUGUCCCUUAAAUGUU